AUGGGUUUAUACUGUCUUAUCCUUCAACUCAUUGUGGCUGACUUUGUGCUACUCAGUGCUUCGAUUGGACCAGAAAUUUGGACUACAAAUGCAAAAACCUGGGACUUUGGUAAAAGCACCUGUGUAACAUUUAGAGGACUCGGCGUAUUCGCUUCAACAGCAUCACUUUAUUUGGUCGUUACUAUAGCACUUCACACAUUAGCGACCAUUAAUCUAGAAGAAAAAGUCACGGCUCAAAAUAAGCGGAGUACUAUUAUAGAUGAUGAAUCGAGGUCUUCACGGCACAGCCUUGUGGCGAACAGUGAUACAUCAACCCCAACACGCUCUAUGAAUGUCGAUUAUAGACUCUCAACUAAUACCAAAGUACCUAUAAUACACCCAUCACUUUUUAUAUGGUUUUUAAGUGUGUCGCUCUGCAUUCCUGAAUUUGCAUUAUCCACCACAGUACCACUUGACCACGAUAUAAUUGUUUGUGGCUUAGUAGAUUCAGGCCACAGAUUCAACAUCUAUUCUAUGCUAGCAAUUUUUAACUUUUUUAUACCUACCUUUAUAAUGUCUAUCGCUGGUAUUUUGGUAGGUUUUAAAUUAAGUUCGAGGCAUUUUCGAAAGAAUGAUAAAGAAUCGGUGUCGGCUUUAAAAUAUUCUUUAAGUUUAAUUUUAGUCUAUUUCCUAAUGUGUUCACCACGCUCUCUCGUUUGUGUAUAUGAAAUAUAUUCAAAUAAUUAUAACGAUAGACUCAAAAACGAGAACAACUUAUUUUUAACGAUUAAUUUAAUAUGUAGCAGCGUAUAUUUAGUGUCAAUAUUAUUAAAACCCCUUUUGUGUAUUACAAUGCUACCUAGAAUUAGAAAUAAGUUUUCAUUGAAUUCAGGAAAUGUUGUAGAAGUAUAGAAAUUAUUAUAUUUUCCUGUGAGAAUAUAUGUUGUCUUCACGGCAAAUUAAACCUGUCCAAUAUAGUCUAGACAAACACGUUUUUACGUACGUUUCAUAGGCCUUUUAAGGCUGGCAAGUUAUUAACACUGACUCUUUAAUCCUACAAAUAUAAGUCAACAAAAACCUUUCAUAUAUUUAUCUUAUUUUCAUAUAAAAUAAUCAUUUAGAGGACUAUAUUUUUUGCUUCAUUGUCUAUGAAAUUGGCGGUUCCUAUUAGCUCUGAAUUCGAAAAUUGUAAUGCUCUUUAUAAGUUGGCUAGGAUUUUUUUUGUCGCGAGAUUGGAUGUCGAAAAACUUCCAACUUUGAUUGACCCUUG
This is a messenger RNA of Pieris brassicae (large cabbage white), 1249 nucleotides long. RefSeq names its product C3a anaphylatoxin chemotactic receptor-like. Gene Ontology annotation, molecular function: G protein-coupled receptor activity; neuropeptide binding. Gene Ontology annotation, cellular component: membrane; neuron projection. The transcript is spliced from 2 exons. Gene Ontology annotation, biological process: neuropeptide signaling pathway. The record is from RefSeq and is a predicted model, not a curated record. Lineage: Eukaryota; Metazoa; Arthropoda; Insecta; Lepidoptera; Pieridae. The coding region runs from base 1 to 891 and encodes 296 amino acids.